Messenger RNA from Arabidopsis arenosa, 1041 nucleotides. The record is from the annotation of a GenBank genome assembly. NCBI's taxonomy places the organism in Eukaryota, Viridiplantae, Streptophyta, Magnoliopsida, Brassicales, Brassicaceae.
ACAUACAAGCAAGCGCCCAAAACACACAAAAUUAACGAGUUAAGCUAUAAGAGAGUUGAGAGUUGGGGUUAAUUAAAGUUUUGGCUCGGAUAUCUAUGGUUAUGAUCAAAAUGUUUGAUGUUUACUUGAUGAUUGUAAUGUUGAUGGGUUUGGGGUUUACUAUAGGGUUAUCAAAUGGGCACAAGUUUGAUGUUGGUGGGAGAGAUGGUUGGGUCCUUACUCCUUCCGAGGAUUACUCUCACUGGUCUCACCGAAACCGGUUUCAAGUCAACGACACUCUUUAUUUUAAGUACGUGAAGGGAAAAGAUUCAGUGUUGGAUGUGAGUGAAGAAGAGUACAAGACAUGCAACACGACUCACCCUUUGGCUUCCCUCUCUGGCGGUGACUCUCUCUUCCUACUUAGCCGCUCAGGCCCCUUCUUCUUCGUCAGCGGCAACUCCGGAAACUGUCUCAAAGGUCAAAAGCUAGCCGUAACGGUCAUGUCUACGGGACACCACAGCCACACUCCUCGUCAUCCCUCUCCUUCCCCGUCUCCCUCAGCAUCUCCGGUCCAUCAGGCUUUGUCAUCGCCAGCGCCCACUCCGGUCCAUCAGGCUUUUUCAUCGCCAGCGCCUACUCCGGGAGUGGAUCCCUCCGAUUCAGAAGUUCUUGCUCCGGCUCCAGGGCCCGUGGCAGCAGUUCGCAAUUUGGCCGGUUCCGUUGGUCCGGGGGUGGUUUCCCUAGGCUUGGUUCUUGUGAUUAUGAUAAGUUCCAUGGUUUAGGGUUUAUGGAUUGUCUCUGGUCAUAUAAUUUGUGAGAGUAUCAGCUUCUCCACAAUUGAGUUUUAAUAUUAAUGUAUUUUUUAUUAUGUUUGUCAAUCCUUGUUUGUGUUCAGUUAUGAACUUAUGAUCAUGGUAAUGAGUACUUGUAGUAUUCACAUAGCUCAUGCAAAACUUCAUCUAAUUAAAUCUUGGGACGAUAAUGAUAUUCGUUGAAAAGCAUGUACUUUUCUAUAUUCUCCAUUUAUGAUCUGGCCCAUUUCAAUAAAUUUUACUUUUGUAU